AUGAUGGAUCGACUGCUGCUGGAGCAGAGUGGCCGCGCCCACACCUCGGGCGCGGUAAAUCGGACCGAGGCGACGCUCCCCAUUGCGCGGCAUCCGCUCAACAACGGUGAAUCUUCGCGCCCGUCAAGUGGGGAACGCUACGUGAAUGCUUCGGCGGAGGGGCUGCGCCGCGCGCCAUGUCCCUCUCCUCUGCAGCUGCUCGCUUCUCCUGUAUUGGACACACGGCGUCCCGCGGGAGGUGGCGCCGCGGCCGCAGCUGCACAAAUCUCACGCGCCACAGGCCUUUAUCCCAGCCGCCGGCUUACACCCAUCCACGACUGCGAGCAGGCAACUGUUCGGGAGCGACACCUAGCGGUUGCUGCCGCACCUACGUUGCCCUCGCGUAAACAUUUUGGGUCACCUACGCACAGCGCUUCAUCUAAUGAUAUUGGCACGAGCGCAUCAACGCCGUUCGCCUACGCUUCACUGCAGCACCGGAAAGUACCGUCGCCGGCCUUGUACCCGGUCAUUCCAGAGGCAUAUCGAGAUGAGCAGCUUCACCAUCACCAGCCGGACGGAGGCGGGCGUCGAUAUCUGACGCCGCCGUGGUGGUGGCGUGGAGGACUGGAGGAAAGGGAGGAGGACAGCGGCCUUGUGAGGGGCGUGGCCCACCACUUUAACCCUUCCAUGUCUCAGCGGAGGGCCGGCACUGGCAACCUAUCGCUUCGUACAGCACAAGCAAGGCGAGACCACGGCGAGAAGCGCUGGUUAUCAUCGCCGUCGGCACCCACUUCACCGCCGCUGCGAUCACGCCCGCCUAGCGCGUGCGAGGAACGGCCACCGCGUCCUCGUUCGCCCUUGGCCAGCUCCCAUGCGCGCCUCUACACCUCUAGCAAGCUGCAGGAGGCAGAAGGGGAUGUGUCGCCGCUGACAUUUGUGGAACCUGGCGCGUAUCGCUUCGAUGAUGUCGAGCUAAGGAUUACGAGGUCCGGUGAUGGGCCGCGCGAUCCAUGUGCUCGUGCCCACCAACCUGUACGACAGUUUGGAAGGAUGUCUUCCCGAUAUUCUCUUCGCCAUGGUAGCCUCCCUGCAUCUCCGUCCAUGGACUUGGCGCAACCGCGUGGCCCCUCGAGUGCUGCCUCGUCGUCGAAGACGACACCGUCAGGUAGCGCUCGCACUGUCACGACAGACAGCGGCACAGAGGCGACGUCACAGUGCACAGCACUCAGCAACGUGCUGGCCACCAGCUCUGGUUCCAAAUUUCGCCUUCGUGUGUACCAGGAGAGCUCCAAUCACCCUUCUGGUUUCGCUGUUCCACAGCGCGGUGCAGGAACGGCGGCGCCAGUGCAGGCAACACGCAGUGGUCUUGCGGCGCUGCCGCAGACGGCGGCGGAUCGAUGCGCUAUCGAGCGUGCCACCAAUGCCAUCCCCCGCUCUAUGAUCUACGGAUCCAGCAACCACGCGUCCGCACUUGCCCUGGUUGCGUACAGACAGGGUGUAGCCGCCGAGACGGGUGUGGACCCGGCACAGCUGCGACAGGGCCCGCUGAGUGCGCGCUACGAUCGCGUGCGAAGCGGAAUGAGGGAGGUGGUCGUGGAGCAGGCGGACGACUACGGUGGUGGCGGUGGCGGGGCGAGCUUAAUGCACACGACAACGCGGCUGCGUGUGGGCGCCUUGCGCACCAGUGAGCUGUACGACCCCGUAUCGGGGCUGGCGCGGAAGCCAAAUGAGGUGCCGGCUGCGUAUCUUAAGUCCAUGGUGGCGGCUGAAGCUGCGCGGAAGCAUUUACACGUUACUCCUUCCCUGCAGGCAGCAGCGGCGACGGCGGUGCCUUACCGAUACGACAGCGUUGACUCUUCUGCCUCUUCGGAUGCAUCUGGAAACCCUAGUGCAUUGCUGAAAAGGGGGCAGAUCAAGAGUGGGUUAUCCGUUCGGGUCGACACGCUCAGCAGACUUGCCCAGCGACGCAGGCAGCGCGCGAAUGCGCGGGCAGCGCAGCUUCACACCACCCACGGCGUCACCGGGCUGCCUCUCCGUCCAGAUGAGCGACGCUUGUAUUGGGCGGAGCAUGCGCCGCUGCACGCAGCGCCAGUGCGAGGGCUGAACGCGGUGCUGCAGGGCGUUGGAGAGGCUGAGGAGGGUCUGUUUUUCGAGAGCGCUGGCACGAGAGGAGAAUGGGCUGAAAGGGAAAGCUCCGGCAAAGGUGCAUCGUGGUCGGGGACUGACGUAGACAUGUGUAGAGAGGGAGAUACAGAGGUGACGCUUGACCAUCCCCAUGCCUCGCUCGAGGAAAGCUCCUUCGAUGAUGACGGCGCCGACCACGAGGACGAAGUGAGGUUAGCGGCGGGAGUUGCAGGAUCCCAUCGACGAGGGCGCAAAGGGAGGGGAGAGUUUCAGGUCGACUCUGCACCGCUGCGCCACGCCCGACUGUCGCCUCAUGCCGUAGAGCGUCGCCCGUUCUUUUCUGCAAGUCCGGCCAUGGCUGGCGUUUCUGCGCAUGGCUCUCGUGGAGUUGCCGCCGACGCGUCGCUCGCCUAUAUGGAAAGGUUGAACGGCUUGGUGGACUCGGACGCGGAUGGAGGUACUACCUUCACCAGUGUCGGAGAUGACAUGCGAACACGCUGCUCAGGCCACGAUGGCCGCUCGCAUCAUCGGACGGUAAGCGGCCACCACACGGGGAUGCCACUGGCGGAGCAGUCAAGAGGAACUCUGCCCCCUCGGCGCUCGCAUCCUCAAGACGAACCUGAGUACAACCGCCAUGGCGAUGAGGACUUACUGCUCUACCCGCCGCUGCUCACGCCUCUUCUGCAGGAGGUAGACGCGUGCCUGCGUUUUCACGGGCUCCCCACCAUGGCAGAGCUGUGGCGGUGGGGUGUUGGGGAUCAGGAGGUGAUUCUCCAGGCCGCCGGGUUUAAGCGAGUGGAGCGGCAGACGAUACUGUGGGAGCUGGAGCGCAUGAUACGUGUUAGCUCAACAAGGUGCACGGUGCCAAGUGCGGCCUGA
Molecule: messenger RNA, 2982 nt
Organism: Leishmania braziliensis MHOM/BR/75/M2904
Lineage: Eukaryota; Euglenozoa; Kinetoplastea; Trypanosomatida; Trypanosomatidae
Exons: 1
Coding region: 1-2982 (993 amino acids)
Source: RefSeq, a predicted model, not a curated record